Messenger RNA from Zea mays, 1937 nucleotides. RefSeq names its product cytochrome P450 81D11-like. Gene Ontology annotation, molecular function: monooxygenase activity; iron ion binding; oxidoreductase activity, acting on paired donors, with incorporation or reduction of molecular oxygen. The record is from RefSeq and is marked provisional. Lineage: Eukaryota; Viridiplantae; Streptophyta; Magnoliopsida; Poales; Poaceae.
AGUCUGACAUCCCUUUUUUUAAUCAGAUAAUACACCUCUUCUUCCCUCACCUUCCUCCUUCUCCCAGCUGCGGCGCCACCCUCGGGCCGUCCGCCGUCGGCGGCCACGACCCUGGUGUAAUCUGCUCCAUACGUGGCGGCGCCUGCAAAAGCCACGCUGCUGCCAGUGCCAGCCAUGGAUGCAGUGGCGACCAGCGACGCCGUACUCCUCCUUGCCGCCGUAGCUAUCUCCCUGCUCAUCACUGCCACUUUCUGGAGCAGGCAUCGUCGUCAGGGCGAAGCGCCGAGCCCGCCGUCGCUACCGCUGCUGGGCCACCUCCACCUGCUCGGCAACGGCAAGCCGCUGCACCACUCGCUGGCGGCGCUGGCCAUCGCGCGCGGCACCGGGGGCGCCCCGGCGCCGCUCCUGUCGCUGCGCCUGGGCGCGCGGCGCGCGCUGCUGGUGUCGGAGCACGCCGCGGCCGAGGAGUGCUUCACGGCGCACGACGCCGCGCUGGGCGGCCGGCCGCGGCUGCUGGUCGGGGACAGGCUCAACUACGGGUACACCACGGUGGGCUGGUCCUCGCACGGCGACCACUGGCGCGCCCUCCGCCGGUUCAUGGCCGUCGAGCUGUUCGCCGCGUCCCGCCUCGCCGCGCGCGCCGCCGACCGGCGCGCCGAGGUCGCCGCGCUCGUCGGCGCCCUGGUCCGCGACGCCCCCCGCGCCGGCGCCGCGGUGGCGCUCCGGCCCAGGCUCUUCGAGCUGGUGCUGAACGUGAUGCUGCGCGCGCUCACCGGCGCGCCCGGCCACGGCGGCGGCGACGUGCGCGGCCUCCAGGAGAUCAUCGAGGAGACCUUCGCGGUGACCGGCGUCAUGAGCGUCGGGGACUUCUACCCGGCGCUGCGGUGGGUGGACCGUCUGCGCGGGGUCGACGCGGCCCUGCUCCGUCUCCAGGCGAGACGCGACGCGUUCGUCGCCGGCCUCGUUCACGACGGACGCCGAAGCCACAAUCGCAAAGCUGGCGGUGGCGGUGGCCCAACAGACACGGAGAAGAGGAGCACCAUUGACGAGCUCCUGUCGCUGCAGGAAACUGAUCCUGGCUACUACACCGACACUGUCAUCAAAGGCAUUGUCUCGAUACUGCUCAGUGCGGGCACAGACACGACGGCGCUGACAAUGGAGUGGGCAAUGGCGCAGCUGCUGAUGCACCGGGACGCAAUGCAGAAGGCGAGAGCCGAGAUAGACGCCAACGUCGGCACAUCCCGGCUGGUAGACGAGUCGGACACGACUCACCUCCCGUACCUGCAAUGCGUGGUGAAAGAGACCCUGCGGCUCUGCCCCGUCGGCCCAGUCAUCCCGGCGCACGAGGCCAUGGAGGACUGCGCCGUGGGCGGGUUCCGCGUCCGGCGCGGCACCAUGGUCCUGGUGAACGCCUGGCUCAUCCACCGGGACCCCAGGCUGUGGGAGGCCCCCGAGGAGUUCAGGCCGGAGCGGUUCCUGGACGCCACUGCCACGGUCGCCGCCCCCUUGCUGCCGUUCGGGCUUGGACGGAGGCGCUGCCCUGGGGAAGGGAUGGCCUUGCGUCUCCUCAGCUUGACUCUGGCGGCUCUCCUGCAGUGCUUCGACUGGGAGGUCGGUGGGUGUGUUGACAUGGCCGAAGGCGUUGGGCUGUCCAUGCCCAUGGCCAAGCCGUUGGCGGCAGUCUGUCGGCCCCGGGAGUUCGUCCAGACCGUGUUGUCUGCUUCAACAUGAGUAGCCGGAUGCGGUUCUUUUCCCUGAUACAUGAAUCCAGAAGGGGAUUGAAGAGGUUUAAAUCCCCUUCUAGUUAUUUUUGACUAGGAGGAGGUUUAAAUCCCCUUCUAAUUAUUUUUGACUAGGAGGAGAUUUAAUCCCCUCUAUCUCUUUCUGGAUUGUUGUAACCAAACAUGCCCCCGAAGAAUAAAUAAGGAUUGGGUGAA